GUUUUUUCUUAUCACUGUUUCAGCCCCAAGAUGAAAUAGAAGUUGAAGAUGGGUUUAAACAGUAUGAUGUGAUUAGUGCAUUGGACAUGGAAGCUAUGAUGAGUACCAUAAACGCUUGGAUAAAAAACCCAGUCAAGUUUGAACGUUCUCAUGGGAUCAACAACACACUGGAUGCCCAGAUCAUACAGGAUAAGGAGGGAGGAGAUGAAACAAUCCACAUUCUUAUUGUUGAAGGCUUCCUACUUUACACCUACAGGCCACUGAUUGAUGUAUUCCACCAUCGAUACUUUCUUUCCAUUCCAUAUGAAGAGUGCAAAAGGAGAAGAAGUUCAAGGAAUUACACUGUACCAGAUCCACCUGGAUUGUUUGAUGGCCACGUUUGGCCUAUGUAUGUAAAGCACAGGAAGAUAAUGGAAGAUCUUGGAGUUGACGUGGUGCACUUGAAUGGGACAAAAUCCAAGGAGGAGCUGUUUAAUGAUGUGUACGGACAGAUCCAGAAUAAGAUCGAAGAAUUACUUAAGAUGGAGAAAUGAGCUACUGAUAAUCAUUCUUUUGCGUGAAGAUGACUCCUGUUUGCUCUGCGCUGCCUGCC
Molecule: messenger RNA, 592 nt
Organism: Leptosomus discolor (cuckoo roller)
Lineage: Eukaryota; Metazoa; Chordata; Aves; Leptosomiformes; Leptosomidae
Source: RefSeq, a predicted model, not a curated record